UCUGCAUCCAUCCAGAGCCAGCCAGCCAGCGUCGCGUUGUCUCUCAUUGUUUUUCUGCCAUUCCAAAACUAAACAUCGUCCAAAUCGAUUGCACUGCACUUGUGCAUUUGCAUUUUAUUUUGCAAAUCAAAUAUCAUCAUCAUAAUCACAAUAUAUAAAAAUAUUAUUGUGUGAGCAAAAGUAAAUUUUAUAUUUGUUAAAUAUAUUUCAAAGUGACGUACAAUUAACCAAAGUAAAGUUUUGUUAAUCGCAAGUUCCAAGAAUUUUCUAUCUAGUCCAGAACUCAGCGCCAACACAACCUACGCACUUAAAAAAGUACAUCUUACCGGUAGAAUAGAAAGAAAAAAAAAAAAAAAAAACAACUCAGACUUCAAGCAAAAUAAGCAUAGAGUUAAAUAAAUGAAACCUUCAUCAAAAAUGAAUGUAGAAGAAAAUCAACCGUCAACGUCAAGAGGACGCAAUGCAACCUAUUUUUCAGACGCGAAUGAUAAUCCAGAUAAAUCAAAAAAUCCCCAACCCGAAAAUCAUUUUUUAAGACGACGUGCGAACAGAAACAGAUUGAUACAAGCAGAACGCCAACGUGAAAGACAACACAGAUUGCAACAUGCUCAGCUAAAUGCUAGACGCAUGCGUCGGAAUUUACCACCUCUAGCCGAUCCUUAUGAUUCAGCUGAAUCGGGAUGCUGGAGUAUUAAAGAUCGCCGACCAAAAACCAAAAACCAGCUAUAUUGGGAUCAAAUCCAUAAGCAGGAUCUUGAAAUGCAAGAAAAAGAGGAACUUGCAAGGAAGCAAGAAGAAGAAGAGGAGUUAGACGCCUUGUUUUUCUACAUGACUCACGGGCAUGAUGACGAUAGCACUGGUCGCAAAGUUAAGUUCCCACCAUUUUUGGAUAUUGAGGCUAUGGAUCGAGAAUUUAAAGAACAGCUUGAGAAUGAAGCGGAGAAGACAAAAUUGAGAGAAGCAGAAGAAGAGAGAUUAAAAGAAAAGAAAAUCAUUGCCAAAUAUUUAAGGGAACAAGAAGAGAAAAGAAGAGCAAAACUAAGAGCAAAAGGGAUCGAAGUACCUGAAGUUAUUGAGAUUGGAUCAAGUGAUGAAGAGGAAAGUCGUAUUACCCAACGCGCCAUACAGUGGACUGGUUAUUGGAUAGAAAACGGCAGAAACAACACCAGCGGAAAAUGCAUCAUAACAAGACCCCUCGUUACUAUAAAUAACCCCGAAAUGAUGAAUAAAUGUUCCCUACCUCGAUUUAACGUAAUGUGUCCUGUACAUGUAGAGGAGAGUGACAGCGAAUAAACAAUUCGCCUUGUAUCACAAACUAAAAAAAAAAAGGAAGAACACACUUUUUAGCUGAAGCUCCAUUUUCGUUUUAUACAAAUUAAAAACAAGAAUUAAUUCAUUCAAUCAUUACAAAUCACAUGUUUGCUCAAUUUGGAAUUUAGCAAGGAAUGCAACUCUUAACUUUCUUUUAAUUAGCCCACAAACGAGAAGGUUUUCAUGUGCAAAGAAGAAAAAUAUGCACAAAUUAUUUUAUGAAUGAAUUAUCAAAAUAUUUGUUUUUGUUAUCUGAACUAUUAAGUUCCAUUAAUUGAAGUUAGAGUUUUUUUUUUUUUUUGAAUUUUGUUGCUGAGUGCCAAGUAUGUUUUUUUAAACAUAGAUGUGAUCUUUUUAUUGAUCUUCAGAAUAUUAUAAUAGAUGUUGUAUUAUUCUCCAAACACUCUAAACAACAAACUACCAAACAAUUUAAAUACAAAAUAAUAAAAUUUGUAUUUUUUGUUGAACAGAAAAAAAAAAAAAAAAAAAAAACAAAA
Episyrphus balteatus (marmalade hoverfly) is the source of this 1808-nucleotide messenger RNA. Its product is annotated as capping protein inhibiting regulator of actin dynamics-like. Lineage: Eukaryota; Metazoa; Arthropoda; Insecta; Diptera; Syrphidae. The coding region runs from base 400 to 1293 and encodes 297 amino acids. The record is from RefSeq and is a predicted model, not a curated record. The transcript has 4 exons.